AUGACGCUCACUCGGACACGUACGACUGAUUCAGGGAAAGCAGUUGUGUUUUUACAGUUACACCAUCUGUUGAACCCCGGACAGUUACACCAUCUGUUGAACCCCGGACAGUUACACCAUCUGUUGAACCCCCGGACAGUUACACCAUCUGUUGAACCCCGGACAGUUACACCAUCUGUUGAACCCCGGACAGUUACACCAUCUGUUGAACCCCCGGACAGUUACCAUCUGUUGAACCCCGGACAGUUACACCAUCUGUUGAACCCCGGACAGUUACACCAUGUUGAACCCCCGGACAUUACACCAUCUGUUGAACCCCGGAUAGUUACACCAUCUGUUGAACCCCGGAUAGUUACACCAUCUGUUGAACCCCCGGACAGUUACCAUGUUGAACCCCGGACGGAUUUACCAUCUGUUGAACCCCGGACGGUUACACCAUCUGUUGAACCCCCGGACAGUUACACCAUGUUGAACCCCGGACGUUACCAUCUGUUGCGGACGGUUACACCAUCUGUUGAACCCCCGGACAGUUACCAUCUGUUGAACCCCGGACAGUUACACCAUCUGUUGAACCCUGGACAGUUACACCAUCUGUUGAACCCCGGACAGUUACACCAUCUGUUGAACCCCCGGACAGUUAUACCAUCUGUUGAACCCCCGAACAGUUACAUAUUUGAACCCCGGACAGUUACCAUCUGUUGA
Molecule: messenger RNA, 702 nt
Organism: Homarus americanus (American lobster)
Lineage: Eukaryota; Metazoa; Arthropoda; Malacostraca; Decapoda; Nephropidae
Product: gibberellin-regulated protein 14-like
Exons: 4
Coding region: 1-702 (233 amino acids)
Source: RefSeq, a predicted model, not a curated record